AGACGUAUACAUUAUGUUGAUAUUUAAGUCUCGUGAUACACUUUUUAUUAUCACAAACUCUAGAUUUAUUCAUCAUAGUGUAGUCUCUUUUCAAAUGUGGUCAGAGUAAAUUAUGGCAACUACGAGCUAGAAAAUUGAAUUGAUAUUGGUGGAGCGAAUGCUGCGCUCACAGUACUCCCGCCCGUCGCCGCGCAUUGGGAAGACAUGGGAAAGUCAAGCAAGGCUCAAGCAAAAGAGCCAGAAGCAGUGAUGAGCGACGUGUCGGCCCAACGCAGCGGCCAUGGCGGUCAUGGAGGGCUCGGCGGUCACGGCGAGGGUCUGGGCAAGCUGUACGCGCCGCAGUUCCAGAGGCUGAAGAAAAGCGCUUGCUGCGCUAUUUGUUUUAGGAUAUUGUUCCUCGCUGUUGGGCUUCUUACUGUGCUACAAUCAAUAGCGGUGAUAGUUGUGUCGGUGACGUCAGCACUGGCCAUCAAGAUCUACAGUGACGACCUAUCGGGACGGCUGGUGGCCAUCGUGGUAAUGCUCGCCACCGCGACGAUAACCAUCUCCUUUGUCAUCUAUGGUUCAAUCGGCGCCGUCAGGAAGCAUAGGCGACCAGUGCAGUUGGCAAUCUCUGUGCUGGUCGUGAUAGCAGUGAUCCAAGCAGUGAUACUGAGCGUAUCUUUGAACGUGACGCCUGAGGAUGAAGUCAAACUGGGCCGCUUCCUCUCAGAUUCAUUCAAGCUGGCGCGUGAUGACAAUCCCAGACACGUGAAGAUCUGGGCACGGACACAGCAUGAUCUCAACUGCUGCGGCGUGUACUCUGCAGAAGAUUACCGGGCUCCAAACUUUCCGUCUUACUUCGCAGCGAAUGUCCCCAUCUCCUGUUGUCCCUCCUAUGACCCGGACAGGUCAGAACUCGUGCAGGAAAGAGAGAGAGAAUCCUGCAAAGCUAAAAAGGAAUACUACGAUAUUGGAUGUAGAAAUCUCAUCAUAAAUGUCUUCAAAGACACAUUGAAUACUUUAUUUGUUGUAUCUAUGUUCGCGAUUCUGCUAGAGAUAAUCCUCAUUAUAAUAGGAGCAAUUUUAGCACGAAAAGAUAAAGACAAGCUCACGAACCGAAAUGACGUUUCUCCGAUUGAUGAAGUGAUAACUACAGACAAGAAAGGAAAAGGCAAACCGUAGAUUAAAUGGUAUUGUGCCAUUUAAACUGCCUGACAAACAGCUAAUGAAUACAACGAAUUUAUUAUCAUA
This is a messenger RNA of Papilio machaon (common yellow swallowtail), 1233 nucleotides long. RefSeq lists its product as uncharacterized. The transcript has 7 exons. Bases 205 to 1164 code for a protein of 319 amino acids. NCBI's taxonomy places the organism in Eukaryota, Metazoa, Arthropoda, Insecta, Lepidoptera, Papilionidae. Gene Ontology annotation, cellular component: membrane. The record is from RefSeq and is a predicted model, not a curated record.